UACUGGUUGGUAGAAAACGAAUUGUACAGCAGUGGAGAGAACGAAGAAGGAAACACUUGUAACCGUCCUGGUGUUUAUCAGAGUGAAUGCCGUUUUGUCUUUUAACAUGGUUAAGUAGACCAACUUUGGUGUUUCCAUCGUACUGAAUCUACUAUGAGAGCGUUGUUCUGAGGCGCUUGCUCCGGACCCGAGUCGAAGUUUGGAAGUUCAUCAAGCCAUUAGCGACACCACCGGGUUUUCCUCUACAUCGAACCCAGUCAACAAAGACAGAGAAGAUGGUGUCCUGGAUGAUUUCGAGAAGUGUUGUACUCGUGUUUGGAACCCUGUAUCCUGCAUACUACUCGUACAAGGCUGUCAAAACCAAAAAUGUCAAGGAAUACGUCCGCUGGAUGAUGUACUGGAUUGUGUUUGCCCUCUACACUGUAGUGGAGACCGUCACUGAUCUGACAUUGGCAUGGUUUCCUCUGUACUAUGAGCUAAAAAUAGCUUUUGUGAUCUGGCUGCUGUCGCCCUACACAAGAGGAGCCAGUCUCAUUUACAGGAAGUGCCUGCACCCGCUGCUGUCCUCCAGGGAGAGGGAAAUAGAUGACUACAUUGUCCAAGCCAGGGAGAGGAGCUAUGAGACCAUGGUGAAUUUUGGCAAACAAGGGCUCAGCAUUGCUGCCACUGCAGCGGUCUCAGCUGCUGUCAAGGGUCAGGGAGCUAUCACGGAGAAGCUACGUAGCCUGAGCAUGCAUGACCUGACUCAGAUCAGUCAGCAGGAUGACAGAGGAGGGAACCAGCUGUAUCAGUACAGCUCUCACUCAUCCAACCCAGCUGUCAGGAGGUCUCAGAACACCAACGUUGCUGAUGAAGCGGGAGAGUACUACUAUGACCAGGACGACCAGUCAGAUGAAGAGACGGAGCCUAUCUUCUCUGAGGACGAGGCUGUCACCCAAAAAGGGCUGAGACGAUCACAGAGUGUCAAGAUUACGAGAUCCAGAGUUCGCAAGGAUGCUCGCUAUGGAUCCUUGAAGAUAAAAGGCAAGAAGCGACCGGCUCUGAGCGCAGUCAACUACGGAGUGUGAACAGACUCCUGCAGACACACUGCUUCAACGGCAACUGAUUUUCCUCUGCUCACUCCGUUUUUAAUGAGCUUUCUGUUGACAUUCAUGAGCUAAUCUAUCCAAAAGCAGUGACUGUCUGAGAUUAACUCUUGUUCAUCUUCGGAUGAACGGCUGACAAGACUGUUUUGGCAUGUGUGUGUGCGUUUUUACUUAAAAUAUGUGGUUUGGUGUGAUGUUUCAAAUGUGUGAGGUCUUUUCUCAUGUUUUCCUUUGAGUUUGUGUUUGACUUUUGUGAUGUGUACAAAUGUGCAAGGAUAGGGGAAGAAUUUUGAACGCUAGGUUUUAACCAAAUGGUGUAUUAUUUGUAUUAUUAUUACCUGGGGGAUUUACACAUUCCUAUCUUCAGCACAAGAAGCAGUUACUCGUCUUUAUUUCAACUUUUCUCUGUUUGCUUUUUUAUCACCAGCUACGCCUCCAAACAUUCCUCGCUGAGAGGAUGUUCUUUGAUUCCAACGUCCAAGUAAAGUCAUAAAUAUUUAGUCAUGAGGAGAAGAUACAGGUGAACUUUUAGGCUAAUGUCAUUCCUGCACUAAAAAAGUAUCUGUGGCAAUGAAGUGGUCGCGGCCUGCUCUGGUUUUCAGAAAGACAAAUGGACCAUGAUACCAAAGAGGUGGCUAAUUGGUGCGGAGGGCAAAGUAUAUAAACCCUGCAAGCCUUAUGGCACCACUGUGGCCCCUCCCUCGGCCAUUGUAUUGACAAAUAAUGAUGGAGUCUCCUCUCUGCUGGUCACUGCUGGGCUCUGAGGGAACCACUUUCCCACCACAGCAGAGUUGGGCACAGUGAAAGAGAUGACAUGAACCAAAAUCAUGAUUCCCCCAGUUGUCACAUUGAAUUUUGUUCUUCCUUUUUAAUAACCUUUUUUUAUACGUGUAUUUGUGGUUGUUUUUUUUUUAAUUGUGGUGUCACCUGUCUUUACAGGAUUUUGAAAUUGUAACCACCUGUUGUUGCAGAUGUGUUUUCCUCAUCUCAUCGCUGCUGUGUUUGGAGUUAGUUUACCCGCCGAUUGAAAUCGACAGUAUAACCUGGCUGUUUGGUCCGCCACUCCCCUGCGGCACUGAGUCAGCAGUAUUUUUUGUUCUCAUCUGUGUCGGAGUGAAACAGAUGGUGGCCCCUUUAUAUGAGCAGACUAUCAGAAGACAUCUUGAACCCAGAGCCAUUGUCCUUUAAUACUCAAUGGUCUACCGUACAAACAGUAUGCCUCAGAACCAUCAUGUUGACAUUUUCUCCCUGCUGUCACUCGCCUCCAUCCCCUUUAGGUGUCAGCGCUCAUGGUUGAUGUGCUCAGGUUCUUCUCAUGUCACUCUUCACUGAGUUAAGUGAGGUACAACAGCAAGCCACGUGUCAUGAUGACGCGCAAAAGCUUCCAAUUACUGACAAAAGCUUUGUGUGCUCACUUGAGUAUCUAACUGGUUUGUAGAUGUGUGGAGGUGUAAUAUGGAUUACUGGAUUGUGAUGCAAUAAAGAUGUCCCACUGGUAGUGA
Messenger RNA from Synchiropus splendidus (mandarinfish), 2587 nucleotides. It is a transcript of the gene reep3b, whose product is annotated as receptor accessory protein 3b. The record is from RefSeq and is a predicted model, not a curated record. Gene Ontology annotation, molecular function: microtubule binding. The transcript has 8 exons. Lineage: Eukaryota; Metazoa; Chordata; Actinopteri; Syngnathiformes; Callionymidae. Gene Ontology annotation, biological process: endoplasmic reticulum tubular network organization. Bases 276 to 1067 code for a protein of 263 amino acids. Gene Ontology annotation, cellular component: endoplasmic reticulum membrane; cytoplasmic microtubule; endoplasmic reticulum tubular network.